UUCAUUUUGUACAGCUCGAACGUGACUCCGUUGGUCACUCUCCUCCUUGACUCCAAACUAGUUUCAGUUCUCUGUCACUUUGGAAAUUUUGGAUGCGGAGAUGGAGGAUGGACACCGGUCAUGAAGAUGGACGGCAACAAGGUAAGACAUUUGUGUACGUUUUCCCUUAGUUUGGCGACGAGAGUGGAAAAAAAUGUGUUAUUAAUAAUUAAAUACAGGUUUACCUCUGUCAGCGGUAAUUUUCAAUUAUCCUUAGGCAGCCUGCGAAUACAGCCGUUUCUCCUUGCUCCUCGUCGCUAGGGACGUUCCACCAGGAGGAACGUCUGCACCUCAGCGACAGAAAUUCCAUACUAAUGACGUGAAAUUGUAAAAUUUUCUGGGGGAGCAUAACCCCAGUCCUCCAAGUUUGAGGCGCACCGUCGGCGCUCUAACUUUUCUUCUUGUCGGUACAUGCUAAGUCCCUGGAUCUGAAAGAUUUAAGUAUUAAGAACACCUUUAAGCUUCUGCUGGAAUAUCUCGGUCAGUAGCAGAGGUCACCUGCCCUUUCUGUCAGACGAUGUGGAGGUUUUCAUCAAAACACGGAAGCCUGGUCUCUGUACUUGCAGAUACGCGAGAGUUAAAGAUAAUUAUAUUCAAUUCGUCAUUUUUCAAUCGCAUCAAUCACCAACUAAUGAUUACGGAGAGCAGUAUUUGUUUACUUUUUAUUCUACGGGUGACUAUUAACGCCAUUUUGCCUGCUGCGGCUAGUUUCAUUUUAUAAAGCUGGAGAAACAAGGACGUUGUAUAUAUUCUUUUCAUUGUAAUUGAUCUUCCAUUGCAAAUUCGGUUUUUUUUCUUCUCCGGGAAGGAUGUAGUCUUUAGAAGAAAAAAAAACCUUUGAACUUUUCUUUUAAAGGACAAUUUUUCUAUUUCUUCCUCCUUUCUACCACAGCAAACGUUUCACUACAACUCCACUCUCUGGAGCAACAAAGAAACCUUUAACCUUGACGGAGGGAAGACUGGGUUUGACUCACAGGAGACCAAACUUCCCUCCUACUGGAACACAUCCUUCUCCAAGAUCUGCCUUGGUAUGAAGAUCGGCCAGCAGAUCAAGUUUAUUGUUAUCAACAAGCAAGCGAACUCCUUGUACUCUCUGAUCGCUGAUGGGCAAUACCGCCACACCUCACUGGGUCUUGACACGUGGAAGUCACUGAUUGGUUCUGAGGCCUCCUUACAGAAAAUCUGUAACAAGGAAGGGUUCAAUGCUGUGUCUAAAGAUUCUCGUUUUUCCAAAGCCAGGAUCGGUAUCCUUGGUGACAACAUCGGCGAUUGCAGAACCUGUGACUCUAGAAUUGGGUUUGGUACUGGAGGAGAUCAUGAUAACAACAACACAUGCGGAAACGAGGCUAGUGUGUUGGGGCCAGAUAAUGGCGAGAAGCAUAUCAAGGCAAUGGGAUAUAUUUUGGUGCAGUAA
Messenger RNA from Porites lobata, 1453 nucleotides. The record is from the annotation of a GenBank genome assembly. NCBI's taxonomy places the organism in Eukaryota, Metazoa, Cnidaria, Anthozoa, Scleractinia, Poritidae.